This is a messenger RNA of Jaminaea rosea, 3750 nucleotides long. RefSeq lists its product as hypothetical. The transcript is spliced from 3 exons. Bases 1 to 3750 code for a protein of 1249 amino acids. The record is from RefSeq and is a predicted model, not a curated record. Gene Ontology annotation, molecular function: lipid binding. Lineage: Eukaryota; Fungi; Basidiomycota; Exobasidiomycetes; Microstromatales.
AUGAGUGGUCAGACCGGAUUCACCACCGUCGUCGUCGUCGCCGCCAAUGGCAACUUCGACGUCGUCACCGCCAUCAUCCUCGUCGUCGCCGCCGCCGCCGCCAUCCCUCCCACGCAGCAGCAGCGUCUCUGCCAUGACAAGAAGGCUCAGGGAGAACAGGGGCCGUCGAGGGUAGAAGGCCAGGGCGACGUGAGAAAUGACCCCGGAUACGCGUCAACACACGAUAAUGGAGCCACGCCGCCGCCACCGCCGUCGACGCCGCCAAAGCUCCCACCUCGGCCAAAUCCUGCGCCCUCGCCGGCUGGCAACCCAAUCGAACCCCAUCUACGCCUCAUCAUCGCCUUCUUCGCCGCAACAUCAUGCGUCACUCUGGCUCUCUCCCGUGUACACUGGAUCUUCGCAGCCUUGGCCGCUGCCACGGGUUGCUUCAUCUUGUGCAAGCUGCUCCUCUCCCGCGGCCAAGAUAUUGCGGCGUCUCAACGCUCCGCAGCUGCCCAACAAGCAUUCGACGCAAAGGACAACACCGAGACCGUCGAAUGGCUCAACGUCGUCCUGGGGUCAGUAUGGCCGCUGAUCAGUGCCGAUCUGUUCACACCAUUCAUCGACUUGCUCGAGGACGCCCUACAACUCCAGGUACCGGGCAUCGUGCAUGCCGUGCGCGUCGAAGACCUUGACCAGGGCGACGUGCCCCUCAACGUCGACAGCCUCAAAGUCCUGCCCCCCGGUGAGGAGCAUUUCCUCGGUGGAAACGCCGCUGUCACUUCGGACGCUCGCACAGAUGCGGAGCAAGCCAUCUCAGACGUCGACCUGGGCGAGCAUGUCAAUCUCGAAGUCACCUUCUCGUACCGCGCCUCGAGCAAGGGCAAGAGCACGGCCACGGAUGGAGCGCUGCGGGACGAUCACAGUCACGCACCACGAGCAGCUCCCGCAGAGACGAUCCAUCUCCUCCUCUACCUGGCCAUUGGCCUGCAGAAGAUCGCCGCAGUCGAGGUACCCGUGUGGUGUGAAGUCGUAGGGGUGCAAGGGAAGAUGCGAUUACGCUUGCAGCUCGUUCCGGCCUUGCCAUUCGUCAAGCACGUCGGCUUCGCCCUCCUCGAGCAGCCCAGGCUGGAAAUCAAGGCCAAACCUCUGGGGCGACGAAUGGUCAUCGAUGCAAUGAAUCUCCCACUCCUCUCGAGUUACGUCCUUCGCAGCAUCCAGACGACGGUCAAGCCCUUCGUGGCUCCAGGCUCCUACACAAUCGACUUGGGCGCCAUUAUGGGAUCAGGAGAUGGGCCCAAAAACACCUACGCAGUGGGCGUAAUUGCGGUAGUGAUCCACUCGGCCACUGACCUACCCGCGGCAGACGUCAACGGUCUCGCAGACCCAUUCGUGACCCUCUCCUUCGCUCGAGCAGGCAAACCUCUCUUCCGCACUCGCGUCCUUCGCAAGAACAAGAAUCCUGUAUGGGGAGGAGAGGUCGCCUACCUCCUCGUCGGGCCGGAUGAAGUGCGCGAUCAUGACCGUCUGCGCUUCACAAUCUUUGACGCCGAUCGUUUCUCGGCCGACGAUCCGUUGGGCAAGAUCGAUGUGAGCAUCGAUCGACUGAUCAAGGAGUCCCUCGCCACGGAUACGGAUGCGAGAUCGUGCGCGUUGAUGGAGACGCACGAAGCUGAACUCGAGCCAAUGCGCCGUGGGAUGAGCACGCAGGGAAGGUUGAGGUACUCGAUCGUCUUUGCGAAGCUGGUACAGCCGCAGGGCUGCGAGGGGACUAUGGCGUCACCUGCACGGUCGCAGUUGAUGGAUCAGGCUGCCCGACGUGCGAGGGAGGGCCAGGACGAUGCACAGCAGGCAGCCACGGGGGACACGCCACAGCAGCAGCCGGCCAACAUGGCCUCCUUCCUCACCCCUUUCGACCGCUUCGUCCAUUCGCUCGGCCUCCCUCUCGACGAGUCCGUCCUUCGUGCUCGUCAAGCACGCAACGAGCGCGUGACCAAGCUGACCAAGCUGCUUGCAGGAGAAGAAGCGGCCGUAGCAUCCCCGCCGGCACGUCAAUGGCCGAGCGGCAUCCUCGCCUUCCACGUUCACUCCAUCCACGGUCUCGAAGUCACACGUACGCAACGCACCCUCUCCAAGAACUCAGGCGCUGGCAGCGGCGGGAGCGGCGGCGCAGAGGACGAUGAAGGAGGUUCUGCAGCUCUCGACGGGGGCGGGCUUACCCGCCUACCCUCGAGUUACGUGCAAGUGCUCCUCAACGACGAAGCCGUCCUCGUGACUCGAGUCAAGACCCUCAACCCACGACCGUUCAUCAAUGCCGGGUCGGAACGCUUCGUCACCGACUUCUCGCGCGCCCGAGUCGACUUUGUGGUGCGUGACAGGCGGCAGCGCGAAGGAGAUCCGAUCCUUGGCGUAGUUAGCCUGGACGUGGCGGAGGUGCUCGGCAACAGUGCGCGAUGGAGCGGAUGGUGCACGAUGGAGGGUGGACUAGGGUAUGGAAAGCUCAGGGUCACGCUACUCUGGCGUAGCGUACAUCUCUGCGUGCCACGGCCCCUACGCGGAUGGAGCGUUGGAACGCUUUGUGUGACAGGGUUGAAGGCGCAGGUGGGCCAUCAAGCCGGACUAGAAGGGAGAGAAGCGCAUUGGGUACUUGAUGGGCGAUGGGGCAGAGCCCAAACGGAUAGCAUCAAGGCCGAAGGGGUUGCCAUGACCUACGACUACAAUUAUGCAGGAGGACUUCGCCUGCCGAUGCGCAGUCGCUACCCAUCUUCUCUCACGCUCACUCUGCGCUGCUCUACAGCGCGACUUCCAGGUCGACAUCGCCGCCGUGUCAUUGGCUGCCUACCACUCGAUCGCACAUUAGUCGACGCAGAGAGGAUCGAGGCAGGGAGCAGAACCUUGCGAGUGGGGCUGUACGCUACCAAUGAUCACAGAGCAGUAGAGGCGCUGUGCAGAAGAGCCACCGUUGGGGACGUACAGGGGCAUCGCCAUGCCGCCCUGCGUGACCUUGUCAAGGCUCCCCUGCUCAUAGAGGAUGAAGAUCAAGAUGUCGCUCAUCGAUCUGCUGCAUCUUUGUCCAGCGACGGCAGCGACGUCGAAGGCGAAGAUACAAGGUCACGGCGGUCUAGUGGGAUGCAUCGCCGCACCUCGUCUGGCUCUGUACACCCCAGCCUCGCCCUGGUCGGACACGUCGACGUCACUCUCGCCUUUAUUCCGGGCAUCAGUGACGCCCACUCCUCGCUGCUGAGCGGUGAUCACGAAUUGCGUUAUGCGCACGAGGCAUGGCUGUGCAAGCGGGACGCGGGGAUGAGGACCACCCCUCCUGGGUUGGACGCGCGCGACCCGAAUGAUCUGGGCGACCCGUGUGACGAGGAGCAACCCCUCGCCUCACCGAACGGCUCGGAGGAGGAUGAGGAGCUCACGAGCUUUUUGCGCUCCUCCUCUCUCAACCCUAGCGGAGCAGACGUCUCCGACUACCCCUCGGUCCGACGAAGGCAGCCACGCCCUCCCAGCCCACCUGUAGGUGAAGAGCCUUCCUCUUCCUCCUCAUCGCGCCACAUCCCUUCGUCGUCCUCGUUUUCCAACCGCAUGUCUCAGCGUCACCGCCAGGAAGCCGGGCUGGCCCAGCUGAAGCCGUAUCGCACCUUGCGCUGGUUGAAGCAGAAUGUGGACGACGGGAUGGGCAAUUUGCGCAAACGUGGACUGGUUGGCGGGAUGGAGAAGAGGGAUGAGAGGGUUGAGAAGAUGGAGAGGGAGGGAGUGAGUAAUUUCUGA